UCUUUUUCAACUUUCAUGUUUAGCGGUCAAGCCCGGCUUUACUUUUCUACAGCGAAACGUUGUCAAGUGGUGGACAGACAGCGCUAACGUAGUAUAUAGAAGAGAGAGCAAGUGGUCUUAGUAACCGUGCAUUGGACUUGGAGUCUCGAUUCUGGAGUUAAGUUCGUAACAGGCAGGCAGUCAAUCUCAGUAAAACAUUUGUAAUCGUUGACAGGUGGCAAGAAAGACUCAUUUGCUUUACCACCAAUAUGAUUUCAGUGAUUGGCCUUUUCUGACACCGUCUUGCCACUGUUGGUGUGAAGUAUAAGAAACUAUAUUUGAUUUUGUAAUUUCAGCUCUCCUUACAUGUCCAGUUAACUUUGAGGCCAGCCAUUUCAUUGGGUACGUGCGUAGAUGCCGAUGAAGGUGGUUGGUUGGGAUAGCUAAAUUAGUUAGGUUUUAAGGCCCACCAAAAUCGGUCGGGCGCAGAUGCAGGCUAAUUCCAAAUGUCACGUUGCAUUUGUGCUGUUAACUUUGGGUAUAGCUACAGAUUAAGCAAUGACCCUUACUCAUGUUAACUAUAUUUGAUGGAGAGUUGUGUUAGUAUUGUCAAUGCUAAGUCGGCCAUUCACUGGUGUUGUAACUAGCUAGCAAGCGAUAACGUUACGCCGCUAGCUAACGUUAGCUACCAUCAGCUGACAGGUCACCGGCAAACCUGCUUUGGCUUUGCGCUGGCAAACUCAGUAGCUAGCGAGCUAGUCGGGUAUCUAAAAUAGGUACCUAACUACGUAUUCUCAUGCAGGCCACGCAGAGAUUGCAUCUAUCUAACAAAAUUUAAAACCAGUUCAAUUGCCAAGUCUUGAAUUAGCCGUUGCUAAUAGCUAAAUUGGCUAGCUUGACAAAUCGCUCUCGUAUUUGGCUUCAUCAAUUUGCUACGCGUUAGCAACGGGACAAAUGUUAGGCACUCAAUGUAAACCCUUUUGUUCAGAAUUAGCUGGCUGAUCAAAUAAGAAACGACUGUUUACUAAUCUGGAGUCACUGCCCGGUCUGUGCAAUUAUGUCUAACAUUUAAUUGCUAACUUUUUGAUAGAAAUGAGCAAGCCUGUUAGCUGAACGCUUAGUUGGCUAUCUUGCCGUCUUGCGUGUGGCUACUUUAGCCUACGACAUAACAUUUCGCAUUUAUCAGACGACCUUGUUUUACUUUGUUAGUUUAUUUUUGUAAAAGUCUAAAGGGAAAUGGCUGGUAACGCACUCAUUGGGGAUCCAAAUAAAGACACAGAAGAUGCCAGUGAAACUGACCUGGCGAAACAUGAUGAGGAUGACUAUGUGGAAAUCAAAGAACAGAUGUACCAAGACAAGCUGGCAUCAUUGAAAAGGCAGUUGACGCAACUCCAAGAGGGAACACUUCAGGAGUACCAGAAGAGAAUGAAGAAGCUGGACCAACAAUACAAGGAGAGAGUCCGCAAUGCUGAUCUCUUUCUCCAACUUGAGACGGAACAGGUGGAGAGGAACUACAUCAAAGAGAAGAAGGCGGCUGUGAAAGAGUUUGACGAUAAGAAGGUGGAGCUGAAGGAAAACUUAAUUGCUGAGCUAGAGGAGAAGAAGAAGAUGAUAGAGAAUGAGAAAUUAACAAUGGAGCUGACAGGCGAUUCCAUGGAGGUGAAACCCAUCAUGACCCGGAAGUUAAGGAGGCGGCCCAACGAUCCCGUCCCCAUUCCAGACAAGCGGAGAAAACCUGCACCUGCUCAGCUGAACUAUUUGCUAACCGAUGACCAGAUCCUGGAAGAUCUGCGAAUACUGAACAAGCAGCUGAAAUCCCCUAAGCGUCCAGUGUCUCCGUCGUCUCCAGACCAAAUGCCCACCAUUCCAAUGGAGGCCCCCUCACAGCGCUAUGAGGCCCGCAUUGAAGAGGGAAAGCUGUACUACGACAAGAGAUGGUAUCAUAAGAGCCAGGCCAUCCACCUGGAGUCCAAGGAGAGCACCAAGAUCAGUUGUGUCAUCAGCUCAGUGGGAACAAAUGAGAUCUGGGUGAGGAAGACCAGCGACAGCACCAAGAUGAGGAUCUACCUGGGACAGCUACAAAGAGGAGCGUUUAUCAUCCGACGACGGUCGGCAGCGUAGAAACAACACCAUUCCCCUUCCCACUCUCUCUUCAUCCAUCCAUCCAUUCCUCCUUGUUCCUUUCAUUUUGUACGUGCAGUAUGUUGCUCCCCCCACCCCCUCAUCAGUGGCUCCCCCCACCCCCUCAU
Salvelinus sp. IW2-2015 is the source of this 2228-nucleotide messenger RNA. RefSeq names its product sin3 histone deacetylase corepressor complex component SDS3. Gene Ontology annotation, cellular component: Sin3-type complex. NCBI's taxonomy places the organism in Eukaryota, Metazoa, Chordata, Actinopteri, Salmoniformes, Salmonidae. Gene Ontology annotation, molecular function: histone deacetylase binding. Gene Ontology annotation, biological process: negative regulation of transcription by RNA polymerase II. The record is from RefSeq and is a predicted model, not a curated record.